This is a messenger RNA of Podospora bellae-mahoneyi, 704 nucleotides long. RefSeq lists its product as uncharacterized. Gene Ontology annotation, cellular component: mediator complex. Gene Ontology annotation, molecular function: transcription coregulator activity. The record is from RefSeq and is a predicted model, not a curated record. The coding region runs from base 174 to 632 and encodes 152 amino acids. The transcript has 3 exons. Gene Ontology annotation, biological process: regulation of transcription by RNA polymerase II. Lineage: Eukaryota; Fungi; Ascomycota; Sordariomycetes; Sordariales; Podosporaceae.
AACCGAACCUUCACCAUUAUCGCCAACAGUCAUCGACUGCCGCAACUUGGGUGUCUUAUAUUAUCCAGCAAACUUCUUCAUUAUUACAGUCACAGUAAACUCACAGAAACAAAAGCCCUAGUUCCAGACAAUCUCAUUAUAUCCUUGGAUUCUUCUUCGACUGGUAUAUCAAGAUGAAUCGCGACGCUGAUGCAGCUCACAAUCUUCUUGAGCGCAAGAACAAGCUCAUGGCCGAGCUCAUGACUUAUUACCGCGACAUGAUACACACAGCCACCCAGCAGAUUCCCGCCAAUGCUUCCAAUUCCUCGGCUGCCAUCAACAGUCUCGCGAUGGAGACCGCCAUGACGGGCUUCAUCAGAGCCACCGAGGACUUGCUCUCCCUUACCCAUGAGAUCCGCGAGCUGUGGAUCAUUGGCCCGUUGACCAAGCCUGGCGCCGGUGACGAGGAAGCCAGACGGAACAUGAAGCAGGAGGCGGAGGAGACCUUCAACCUGGUCAACGCUUUGAGGAAUGAGCAGAGGCUGGCUCAGAUUGGCGCCGCUGAACAGUCACCGAUGAGGUACUACGUCAAGAACUUGGAAGGCCAUCCCGGGAGAACGCAGGCAGGACAGGUACCUGGUGUGCACCAGUGAGCUCUUGUUGCUUUCAGCCGGUGAUCUCCUGUUUCAUUUUUUACAGCAUGGGGCGUUUGGAGUUGGGGGUUG